This is a messenger RNA of Eruca vesicaria subsp. sativa (arugula), 1446 nucleotides long. NCBI's taxonomy places the organism in Eukaryota, Viridiplantae, Streptophyta, Magnoliopsida, Brassicales, Brassicaceae. The record is from the annotation of a GenBank genome assembly.
AUGGAUAAGUAUCAAUACACGAGAUUCUGUUUCUUAUCGAUCUGCGUCGGAUCAAUCGCACUCGUUUUCGCGAUCUCUCGCUGUUCAGUCUCUUUCUUCGACUACUCUCUCCACAAACUCGAAUUCUCUUUCCCGGAAAGUGAGCUGCAACGUAGCUUCCACAACGCCGCCGGAGACGAGAACAGAGUCGUGGACUCGAGUGACGUCGUCUCUCAGCAGAUCCUCUCCGUCAGAUCGAGAAACGCCACUUUGCAGAGUAAACCGGAGAAUAAGAGGAAGAAGCUAAACCGGAGAAGGAUGGUGGAAGUAGGACUAAGCGAAGCAAGAGCUUCGAUACGUGAAGCAGUUUCUUCUAACCGUAACGUUACAUUGUUCAACGUUGAUCUUCCCAACACACUAGUCUACCGUAAUCCCUCUGCUUUAUAUCAGAGUUACUUGGAAAUGGAGAAGAGGUUUAAGGUGUAUGUAUACGAAGAAGGCGAGGCACCGUUAGUACAUGAUGGACCUUGCAAGAGCGUAUACGCAGUUGAAGGCAGAUUCAUUAGAGAGAUUGAGAAAAGUCGAACCAAGUUCCGUACAUACGACCCUGACCAAGCACAUGUUUACUUCUUGCCCUUUAGUGUUACUUGGCUUGUCAGAUACUUAUACGAAGGCAACUCAGACGCUAGCCCUCUGAGAACUUUUGCUUCUGACUACAUCAGACUGAUAUCCAGUAACCACCCUUUCUGGAACCGAACCAGUGGUGCUGAUCACUUCAUGCUUGCGUGCCACGAUUGGGGACCUCUCACUUCACAAGCUAAUAAAGAUCUCUUCAACACAUCAAUCCGCGUCAUGUGCAAUGCUAACUCAUCAGAAGGGUUUAACCCUGCAAAAGACGCGACUCUCCCUGAGAUUAAACUCUUCGGCGGCGAAGUUGAUCCCAAACUCCGUCUCUCUAAAGCCCUAAUGGUUUCCCCGAGACCACAUCUCGCCUUCUUCGCAGGUGGAGUCCACGGUCCGAUCCGUCCCAUUCUUUUACACCACUGGAAACAACGUGACCCGGACAUGCCCGUUUUCGAAUACCUUCCAAAACACUUAAACUACUACGACUUCAUGAGAAGCUCAAAGUUCUGUUUCUGUCCCAGUGGCUACGAAGUAGCUAGCCCUAGACUCACCGAAGCCAUCUACUCCGAGUGCAUCCCCGUCAUUCUCUCCGUUAACUUUGUCUUACCCUUCAGUGAUAUCCUUCGCUGGGAGACUUUCUCUGUACAGGUCAACGUCUCAGAGAUUCCGAGGCUCAAGGAGAUUCUCAUGUCAAUAUCUGAUGAGAAAUACCAAAGGCUUAAACGUAAUUUGAGGUACGUGAGGAGACAUUUCGAGCUCAACGAUCCACCUAAGAGGUACGACGCGUUUCACAUGAUACUUCACUCCAUUUGGCUACGUAGGCUUAACUUGAGGCUCACGUAA